Messenger RNA from Schistosoma bovis, 2129 nucleotides. Lineage: Eukaryota; Metazoa; Platyhelminthes; Trematoda; Strigeidida; Schistosomatidae. The record is from the annotation of a GenBank genome assembly.
AUUGUCAUAAAACUGCGCUCUUUCAAACUGUUUGUAACAUUUACGAAAAACUGAAUACUGUAUUUUUUGAAAGUUUUUUCUGAUCUCAUCUCGACUCUAUUUACUUCUCUACAGAUUUACAAGCCAGUAUUUGUAACAUUUAUAACUCAAACGCUUUCUAGCGUUUAGACCAUUAAUGAAUGAAUUCUUAUCGCAACUUUGUUACACAAAAUAUUAGGAGUACAUUGGACAAAUAAUUAUGUCGGAAUCGUUGAAUCAGCUGGCGAAAUCUGGUGCUUUUCUCAUCCUUCAUGAAAACUUAGAACGCUGGGCAUCUUCUUAUCAGACGAAUACCUGUGACGAAAAUGUGGCUAUGGGUUGUGAAAUUAUUGAGCUGAAUGCCAGGAUCCAAAACCAGCUUUUUCGGCUUAUAAGCAUUUGUGCUUCAGAAGGUGGUCCAUAUGGGGGUGCAAAUGCAAUCAAACUUCGACUUUUACCACUUCUUGGAUCAGGUAGUGUAUUUUCCGGUUUCGCUGUUGGAAAACAAACAUCAAAUUCUAAUUUGUUUCCACCUAAAACCUACGAAUCGGAUAUUUCAAAAUAUCCUAGACAAGACAAAUACGAAGUUGAUCUGAUUGAAACACGUAAAGAAAACAAUCGGCUAAGAGAGCAAAUACUUUCAUUGGAAGGGGAAAAUGAGCGUCUCAAAACUCAUAUAUAUUGUCCUAAUAAAAACGAGUAUGAUUUUACUAAAGAUAAUUCUGGAUCGCUGAAAAAUCUUCCAACUUCAUCAAAAAUGUAUGAAGAAAAAGAUGUUGGACCACUGUCUUUAUCAGCCCCCUCAGAUUUAACACCAUCUAUGCUAACUGGUGUUAGUCCGCUAAGUCCAAAUGAUCCGAUACAACGAUACAGGCAGCACAUUUUGGUAAUGCGUUUUAAUGAAUUAUUUUCAUUGCAUCGAGUUGAAGCAAUGGGUAUUUUAAGGCGUUACAUAGACGAUUAUGAAGCAAGCCAAAAAAUUAUUUUCUAUACAGUUUUGGACUCAUUUCAUGUAGCCAAAUCACAUUUUCGAGCAUAUAAAAAUCGUGUACGUAAACAGAUUGCAGCGAAUAAUUUAAUCACAACAGAAACAUUAGAUGAAUUGGUACAAUCGUACAUUAACAUUCAUGCUAGUCAUUCAGCUGAUAUUUCAUUACUUGUUAAAGAUGCAUGUUUAGCUUUGGAACGCCGUGUACCACGGAUUCGCCGACCAUCACAGAAUCUUGGUUUCGAAGUUAUUAAAGAUUUUCUUUAUGAAACAUGUAAACUUGCCUGGGAAUGUGCUGCUUUGAGUCAUCCGCUCGAAAUUUGUAGACCAGCUUGUGAAAAUGAAUUGAUCGACGAGGCAAAAUAUAGGCGUAGUCAUGAUUCAUCUUAUCCAACAUUAUUAAUUCAUCACCACAUAUGGCCAUGUUUAAUGCAAAAUGAGAGGAUUGUUGCUAAGGGAGAAGUAUGCACCAGAGGAAAUUUUAAUUCAUACGGUUUUGAAAUUAUGUCUUCGGAUAAUCGAAGAGGGAUAGAUCGAUAUCGUAGUCGCAUAUCUUCACGUUCAUGUUCACCAGUACGACCAUCUACUUCGCCUGGCUUAAGAGACAACUCGACUGAUCGAUGUUAAUAUAUCCAAUCGGAUAAAUGUUGUACUUAAUUGUAAUUGCAAACAUGUUGUUUGUACAACCAUGACAAAUUAUGUUAUUCGGAGAAAUUAUAGAUUACGAAAUGAACUUGCAUGCCACUACUUAAUAAACAUCCUUUACCCAUAUUCGUGAGAUUUCAUUUUCCAUUACCGAUAACUGAAAAAUAACACAAAUGCAACUUAAUCAACCAGUGAGUAUCAUAGAUCACUGAACAACUAAUUUAUCUUGUUCUGAGUUUAUAAAUUUAAAGAAUGAUUUGUGCAGAAUAACAUGAACUCAUUAAGCUUCUGAUAGCUGGAACAAACUGUGAACCAUAACAUAGACUAUGAAAUACUGAACUAAGAAAAUAGGCGUCUCGUUUAUGAUUCAGAUAGUAAAAAUCGUAUAACUGAUUGGUGUUAAACGUUAUUCUUACCACACCAAAUAUUUGUAAAUAUACCAAAUAUGAAUAAUCCAAAGUUACUAAAGAUGAGAUUG